UGGGGCUCCCUGCCUGCCAGGAGCUUAGAACCUCCUUCCUUCGUGCUCUCCCCGCCUCACUCUUACACACGCCCCAAAACUCCACCCCUAGGCACCUCCCGGGCCUCUGCCAGGUUGGGCUGCUCCAGGAAGUUUCUAUGAAAGCACCUGAAGUACUAAGUUACCUUUUCCAGGUAAGCACCAGUGAGAAAAAACCCUGCUGAGUUGUAGCCAAGAACUCUGGGCUCCACGGAGAGGAGACACGUUGAGAAGAUCUUGGGUCCUGGUGGCUUGUGGCUUUCUUCCUGAUGGCUUCCCCCGGAGGCCUCGGCAGCGACUGCUCCAAUGUUAUCGAUCACAGCCACGUCCCUGAAUUCGAGGUGGCCACCUGGAUCAAAAUCAGCCUCAUCCUGGUGAACCUGGUCAUCUUCGUGAUGGGCAUCCUGGGGAACAGUGUCACCAUUCGGGUCACCCAGGUGCUGCAGAAGAAAGGUUACUUGCAGAAGGAGGUGACAGAUCACAUGGUGAGUCUGGCCUGCUCGGACAUCCUGGUCUUCCUCAUUGGCAUGCCCAUGGAGUUCUACAGCAUCAUCUGGAACCCCCUGACAACGCCCAGCUACACCCUGUCCUGUAAGCUUCACAAUUUCCUCUUCGAGACCUGCAGCUACGCCACGUUGUUGCACGUGCUUACGCUCAGCUUCGAGCGCUAUGUCGCCAUCUGCCACCCCUUCCGGUAUAAGGCCAUGUCGGGGCCCUGCCAGGUGAAGCUGCUGAUUGGCUUCGUCUGGAUCACCUCCGCCCUGGUGGCACUGCCUUUGCUUUUUGCCAUGGGAAUUGAGUACCCCCUGGUGCACGUGCACAGUCACCGGGGUCUCUCUUGCAACCACUCGCUCACCCGCCACCACGAGCAACCAGAGACCUCCAACAUGUCCAUCUGUACCAGCCUCUCCAGCCACUGGACUGUGUUCCAGUCCAGCAUCUUCAGCGCCUUUGUGGUCUACCUCGUGGUCCUGGUUACCGUGACCUUCAUGUGCUGGAAUAUGAUGCAGGUGCUCAAGAGGAGCAAGCAGGGCACCCUGGACUGCAAGGGGCAGCAGGAGCAGCUGAGGAAGUCCGAGAGCCAGGAGAGCCGGGCAGCCCGGAGGCAGACCAUACUCUUCCUGAGGCUGAUCGUGGUGACGUUGGCCGUCUGCUGGCUGCCAAACCAGAUUCGGAGGAUCAUGGCUGCGGCCCGACCCAAGCACGACUGGACGCGGUCCUACUUCCGGGCAUACAUGAUCCUCCUCCCCUUCUCGGACACCUUCUUCUACCUGAGCUCGGUCAUCAACCCGCUCCUGUACACCGUGUCCUCGCAGCAGUUCCGCACGGUGUUCGGGCAGGUGCUGCGCUGCCACCUGACGCUGCAGCACGCCAACCACGAGAGGCGCCUGCGCACCUUUGUCACUUCCACCGGCGACAGCACCCGCUCCACGCGCAGACCGCUCAUCUUCGCGGCUUCCAGGCGCAAUUCCUCUGCAAGGAGACCUAACAAGGUUUUCUUAAGCACUUUUCAGAGCGAGGCCGAGCCCCAGCAAUUGAGUCUCGACCCACCAGAGCCCAAGUGGGAGACGGAACAAGCCAAUUCUGCCGCAGAGAAUGGUUUUCAGGAGCAUGAAGUGUGAAUGUCAAGGAAGGAAGCCUGGAGUGCUAAC
This is a messenger RNA of Rhinolophus ferrumequinum (greater horseshoe bat), 1670 nucleotides long. RefSeq names its product G protein-coupled receptor 39 (gene GPR39). NCBI's taxonomy places the organism in Eukaryota, Metazoa, Chordata, Mammalia, Chiroptera, Rhinolophidae. Gene Ontology annotation, cellular component: membrane. Gene Ontology annotation, molecular function: G protein-coupled receptor activity. The coding region runs from base 288 to 1640 and encodes 450 amino acids. Gene Ontology annotation, biological process: G protein-coupled receptor signaling pathway. The transcript has 2 exons. The record is from RefSeq and is a predicted model, not a curated record.